Molecule: messenger RNA, 600 nt
Organism: Closterium sp. Naga37s-1
Lineage: Eukaryota; Viridiplantae; Streptophyta; Zygnematophyceae; Desmidiales; Closteriaceae
Source: the annotation of a GenBank genome assembly
AUGGCGGAUCUUCAGCCGGAAGUGUCGAGGGCGGUUCGAGAGGAGAGGGCGGUGCAGAGCCAGAGCAGUUCGUUGCACGCCACGCCAGCCCUCGAGGCUCCUCGUCCGGCCGCGCUCCCCACGAACCCGCAGCCUGUUGAUGCACCUCCUCCUCAAAUCCUUGCGCCGCCAGCUCCUUCUCAUGCUGUCUCGGCAGGAGCUCCCGGCUCUCGUCUUCAUCUGCCGCCGGUUCCGCCCGUUGCGGGAGUGGAGUUUGUGGCCGCGGGUGGUGGCGCGGCGGCGGCUCCGAAUGCUCUUCAAGUUGCUGCUGAAGAGCCGCUCCAGUUCCUGGCGGAGGCUCUCCAGCCUCUGCAGACCCGCCGUGACACGUGCCUGGACGCGACGGACCAGCUCGCAGUGCUGCUGGCGCCCGUGCUGGCUGCACCCGCGGAGGGUGGCGCUGCUGCUGCGGGACAGCUUGACGAGGCUGUCCGUGGCUUGAGGCGGCACUUGCACGCAGGAUCUGGAGCCGCAGCGAUCGGCGCAAGCACGCUUGUGGUCCGGGAGCUGUGGUGCUCCCUGACAGGCGUUCUUCACGCCCUUGGAGCUCACCGCAUGUAG